AUGACUAGUCCUCGUGGGCAGUGCGUGGUGUCCGGCGCGCUAGGCCUGGUGCUCCGCAUGUCUCAGAUCGCAGGAGUGGCGCCACUAGGCUUCCAGAAGGUGCGAGAAGGCUGGCGGGUCCACGUGUCCACUGCAGCCAGUUUAUAUGGACGAGUACUUGGAUUUAUACUAUGUGCAAUGUCAGUAACGGCGAUAACAGUGGACAUAUGCUACCAGCCAGAGAACUCUUUCAGAACUCGCAUGAACUCUUCGCGCGUGGUGUGGGUGGCAGACGUGGGAGUGGUGGGGCUGGUGGUGGGGACGGCAACCUUCACUGGCCUUAAUAGGAUGAGGAGCUUCACGAGCUACCUGCUGCAUCUACAGAAGAUUAACCUCAAGCUGAACUACUACUACCCCAAGCAGUCGCACGAGAGGUCCAGGAUGCUGAUCGUCAUCGCGUCGAUGACUCUCACCGUGUUCACUAUCUUCCUCGACUACGGGAUCUUCAUGUAUCAUGUCGUUAACGAAAAUAAGAAAGUUGCAUUAUCCAGCUUGUACGUGUUCUACAACAUAUCGUCCGUGGUGCUCCAGAUCAUUCUCCUGCAGUUCUCACAGAUCGCCACCUCCGUCUGCAUCGCUGUGGAGAGGCUCAACAAAUGCUUGAAGGGCAUGCUCCAAGAAGUCCUUAACAAUUCAUCUGAUGUCAAUAACUUCAUAACACAAAAGGAAAAGCUAGCGAACUCAUAUCUUUACAGCGUUCCAUUCAAAUCGAUUAACAACGUGAUCGAUACAUUACCAGUAUGCAAAGUUCCUAUAGAACCAAUGAAGUCAUCGCCGCCAGCCAUUCGCUGCCUCGCUCUAGUGUACUGCAGCAUCUGCGACGUGGUGAGACAGGUGAACAGCAGCUUCGGGCUAGUGCUGGUGGCGCUGCUGCUGUCGCUGCUUCUGCAUCUCGUGAUCACGCCGUACCAUGUGAUCACCAAUAUAUUCAACGCCGAUAGGUCCGACUGCUCAAGCCCCAGUUUACAAGUCAACUGGGCUAUCAUGCACUUCAGCAAUCUAAUGCUGAUCAUAGAACCCUGCCACAGGACCCACGAAGGGAUGGAAUACACGAAGCACCUGAUCAGUCAGAUGACCCGCUUCACGCCCCCGAAGUACGACGCGCUGCUGACAGAGCUGGAGAUGUUCUUCCGGCACCUCAUGAUGAACGAGUUCACUUACGCGCCACUCAAGCUGUUCCCACUCAACAGGAUGCUAAUUGUCACGAUAUUGGGAAGCAUCACCACAUACCUGGUGGUUAUGAUACAAUUGUAGAAUUAUUUUUUCAAGACUAAUAAUCUUGCUGAAACAUCUAUAAUGUCAAUUAAAGCACUCAAGAAAGCACAACUACAAAAAUACACAACCCACUAAGAUGACGUUUUAAAUAAAUAAGUAUGCAUUUACAUGAAGACUUUUUCUUCUGUCCUUCCAGUAACGGUCGAUAUUUUUGAAUUGAGGAAACUAUUGUGUUUGUUUUUUAUCCUUA
Trichoplusia ni (cabbage looper) is the source of this 1504-nucleotide messenger RNA. Its product is annotated as gustatory receptor for sugar taste 43a-like. Gene Ontology annotation, biological process: sensory perception of taste. The coding region runs from base 1 to 1293 and encodes 430 amino acids. Gene Ontology annotation, cellular component: dendrite; axon; membrane. NCBI's taxonomy places the organism in Eukaryota, Metazoa, Arthropoda, Insecta, Lepidoptera, Noctuidae. The transcript is spliced from 9 exons. The record is from RefSeq and is a predicted model, not a curated record.